AGAAGACUCUACAAACUUCAAACUGUACCACUGCUGACUCAUCGACUACUAGUAUAACAUCCGAUCGUACUUUGUUGAAAGAAUUAGUGAAGGAGGAAAUCCAAAAGGAAUUUCAGAAGGAUGUUAUGACAAAUUACAUCUCCCAGAACCAAGGUUACAAUCAUCCAGAACAUGGACCAGGAUACUUUGAUACAGAUCUCAAUGGCUACAGUAACAGAGGAGGCUACAGACACAGAGGAGGCUUCAAUGAUAGAGGAGGCUUCAGUGAUAGAGGAGGCUUCAGUGAUAGAGGAGGCUUCAGUAACAGAGGAGGCUACAAUAAUAGAGGAGGCUACAGUAACAGAGGAGGCUUCAGUAACAGAGGAGGUUUCAGUAGCCGAAGAGGUUUCAAUGACAGAGGAUACUUUAGUGAUAGUAGAGGGUCCAACAAUCGUGAUGAUACUUGUAACAACUAUGACCAGAAUAGGAUAUAUACCAAUCAGCAUUUUCCCCAUAGAGACUUUGCUCAGAGAGGAUAUGGUGACAUGAGAGGUAGAGGUAUAUCACAUGGAAACAGAACAUAUCCAAAGAUAAAGUGUAUGUUAGGGAUGAAAUACAGUAGAACCUGUCUAAUCCAAAGACCACUGGAAUCAGCCAAAAUUGCCAGAGGUUCACAUUUUGAGUUUUUUUUAUCAUGGAAGAUUAAUAAAUGGGACCUGACAGUGUUCGAAUUGAGAAGUGUUCAGAAUAGAGAGGUGUUCAGAUAUACAGGGUUUACUGUAUGUAUCUACAUAUUCUAUGUUUUGGAUUCAAUGGGUUCUAUAAUGAAAACAUAUGUAAUGUCAUAAAAGUAGCACAUACUACGUAUAUGUGAUUCAAUCUGUGUAUAAAAGUUAGAACAAAAAAUUAAGCAGAGAGGGGGAAGGUGAGAUGGUAGCAACAUGCAUAUAAUUUUUGUGCGGAAAACGACUAGAUUUUCUCGUAAUCAAGCCCGGCUCUGGAAUUAAAGCAAAGCCUAAAUAUUCGUAUUUUUAGUAUUGUUAAUCUCCAUGAGAAAUAAUUCCAAUGAAUGGCCCAUGGGGCAUAUCAUGAGAGGGCUUUAUUACAAGAAAAUUGAGUAAAUGUAUGUCAAUAUUUGACUUUUUAAAGUCUUUUGCACAUGAGAAAGAAGUGUCCUUAUUAAGCCAAUGUUUUUUUCAAAAUAGCUGAACAAUACAUAGUCCUAUUGUCCCAAAAAG
Owenia fusiformis is the source of this 1217-nucleotide messenger RNA. The record is from the annotation of a GenBank genome assembly. Lineage: Eukaryota; Metazoa; Annelida; Polychaeta; Sabellida; Oweniidae.